Messenger RNA from Schistosoma spindalis, 7115 nucleotides. NCBI's taxonomy places the organism in Eukaryota, Metazoa, Platyhelminthes, Trematoda, Strigeidida, Schistosomatidae. The record is from the annotation of a GenBank genome assembly.
UUUUAUCGUUAAUAAACCUAGGUUCUUGCCUGUAGGUAUUGGUGAUUCCCUGCAACUAGACACGGAAGCCUAUUAAGCGAAAGCUUCUUUUAUUCCGUCCACAACCAUUUGAACCAUUUGAACCACUUAAGUAGGGAUGUAUCCAGUAACAAUCAGGAUCAGUGUCGAACAGCCAAAAACCGGUUUAUUUUUGGGAUCUAUUUUCCUCUGCAAAAUGAUGCAUAUGAAGUCAACUAAUCAAGUAAAGGUGUUAGGUGACGACAGACUUUCUAUAUGACUAAAAUGACUAGACGACAGGUGGACUGAAGCUUUCAUGAUACAUCUGUAGAAUCCAGUUCACUGAAACGAACAAUACUGAUCCCAAUUGUAAAAUCUCAGGGAAAAUCAGUUUUCGCAGUCUCAUUGAGGACUAUUAAAAAGCGAUACUAACAGUAUUAUGUGAACAAAUAUACAUAUUCGAGCAUAUUGGACACUUUCGAUGAUAAGAAUUUGUAUUGGAGCGUAACGGUGUGAUUAUCACAUGAGUCGUUUCUUGCGGCUCCAUCGCACUUGUUUCUCCUUUAGUUUUGUGGUUCCUUAGUAUCAGGCUAGUAAGAAGACGUAUAAAUCGACUUUCGAUGCCUGCAUCGAUCGAAAAUACCAAAGAUUGGACUCAGGAAGAUCAACGUCAAAAAAUUAAUGAACUUAACGAUAAUGUGGUGGAUAUUACGGGUUAUUCGAUAUCAUACGUACGGACCAUCUUUAUGUACAUUGGCAUCGUUUUAACUUGUGGACUGCUGAGACUAGUGUUUCACUGGUUCCCUCAUUGGAUGCUGAUAUGCAUGAAUAAGGAAUGCGCUUUAAUAAAAGCCGAGAAGAUACUUGUCAAAGAUGUCCACGGUGUUCGCUACAUACAUGACGUGGUUGUUGAAGUAAUUGGAACAACAAACAGUUGUACUAAGCACUCGUACGUUCAGAAAUCUGCCUCUUUCAUGCUGUCGCAAGUGUCAUGUUCUGAAAAUGAUGGCAAUAUGAUGUGUUACUUUGUUCACAAAUGUUUAAAGUAUGUAUGGGACAGCAAGACUAAUCGUUUUGAGCUCCCAAGGGGUUGGCAUGAAACUACAUAUGAAGAAAUUUUGGAUUCUAAGCCUUUGAAUAACGAAACGGUCCUUAUGAAUCGUGCGUUGUAUGGAUCGAAUGAAAUAAGUAUCAGUCUUACUUCAAUUUUCAGGCUACUACUUGAUGAGUGCUUGAAUCCAUUCUACUGUUUCCAAAUAUUCAGUUGUAUUUUGUGGUAUUCUGAUGAGUACUGGAUGUACGCUACUUGUAUUGUUGUUAUUUCAAUUAUGUCACUAUCAUGGCAAGUUUAUGAACUACGUAGAAACGAAAGGACUCUUAAAGAAACUAUGUGUAUAUCCUCUUCUGCAAUCGUUUAUCGAGAGGAAGAUGGGGUUAAAGAAUUCAAAGAAGUGGAUUCCAUUUCGUUAGUUCCCGGUGAUAUAAUUGAAAUUCCACGAAACGGAUGUCUGGUUCAAUGUGAUGCCAUCUUACUAACAGGAAACUGUAUAGUAAAUGAAAGUACAUUGACCGGUGAAAGUGUUCCAGUUACCAAAAUUCCCUUACCCGAUUCACCAUCAAAGGGUACGUUAUUCGAUAUCAAAGUUCAUGGUCGGCAUAUUUUAUUUGCUGGUACAACUGUUAUUCAAACGAGAAAUUAUGCAGAUGAGCGAGUUCUGGCUGUUGUUGCACGCACUGGCUUUUACACUGUCAAGGGUGAGCUUGUACGGUCAAUUCUGUUUCCGAAACCUCUAAAAUUCAAAUUCACCCAAGAUUCCUUCCGGUUUAUUUUUGCUUUGUCUAUUCUUGCUGUGAUUGGUUUGGGAGUUUCGAUCUAUUUAAUGAUCAGAGCUAACGUUGGUGUUGGUGACAUUAUCCAUCGAGCGUUAGAUUUAGUUACUGUUGUGGUACCACCAGCCUUACCUGUUGUAAUGACAGUAGGCGUUGUUCUGGCUCAACGACGCUUACUAUCGCAUGGAAUAUUUUGUGUCAAUUCAACCGUGAUCAAUGUUUGUGGAGUUAUCAAUGUAGCUUGCUUUGAUAAAACGGGUACUUUAACAGAAGAUGGUUUGGAUAUGUGGGGUAUUAUUCCUUAUGAAGAUGGUUUAUUUGGAGAUCCGGAAUUAGAACCAUCAGAGUUGGAUAAUGGCCCUCUAAUGGAAUGUUUAGCGACUUGUCAUUCAUUGACAUUGAUUGAAGGCGUUCUGUCUGGAGAUCCUCUGGACUUAAAGAUGUUCCAGUCAACUAAAUGGGAACUCAUUGAAGAAGCUGCUGAUCACUGUAAAUUUGAAAUGGCUGUCCAUACUAUCGUACGUCCAUUGAGUGAAACCAGUUUGACGGAAAAGAUUUCUGGAAAAUUCAAUGGUGAUGACAUUCCAUAUGAAGUGGGUAUCUUACGUCAAUUUCCAUUCAGUUCUUCAUUACAACGUAUGUCUGUGAUUACUCGUGCUCUCAAUCAAAAUCAUUUCAACAUCUAUACUAAAGGUGCACCUGAAACUAUUGAAUUAUUGUGCAGAUGUGAUACUAUUCCUAGAGAUUUCCAUUCUACUCUGUUGGAAUACACACGUGAAGGUUAUCGAGUUUUAGCGUUAGCUUGGAAACCAUUGAAAGCAACCUAUACAAAAGUUUUGCACGUAUCUAGGGAGUGUGUUGAACAGAAUUUACGAUUUCUUGGUCUACUGAUCAUGGAGAACCGUUUGAAACCGGAAACAACUCAAGUGAUUAAAACUUUAAGAUAUGCCAAUAUUCGACCUGUAAUGGUGACUGGUGAUAAUAUGUUGACUGCAUUGUCAGUAGCUCGAGAUUGCGAGAUGAUCGAUGAACUGGAUCGUAUUAUUCUUGUGUCUGCAAAACCACCACCAUUUCCUCCUCAUGUUCAGUCAUCUAGUCCGAAUGAUUCUGUGACUUGUUCUACCAAAGUUGAUCUACCAAGUGAUCAACAACACAGUCAUACUUCUUCGAAUCAUAUUAGUUUACCAUUUGUUUCGUUGACACAGUCACAAGGAACAAGAAGCAACAAUAGACCACGUACACAUUCAAGUUUUAAUGCAGCAAAUUGUGUAUUUGAGGAAAACUUCUUCAAUCAACAAUACGAUUCAUUAGUUGAAUUUCAUUAUGCUGAAGAUUUACACAAACCAGUCACUGAAGUGACAGCUACAACUGAAACAGGAACAACGAGAAAAUCUCAUAGACCUCAGCCUGUUAAUAAUACUUCGACUGAAACUGAUGUUGAUCCGCACACGUUCUCUGUAAGGAGUGGUAGGAAAUCUCGAAAACUGAUGCAUCGCUUAUGUGAAGAUGUUCCAUGUGUUUCACGGGGAUGUGAACAGCAUUCCUCAACGUCUUCAAGUCCACUGAUAGAUAUAACUUCGGUGCUUAAUGUUUCAAUGAAUGGUCACCUUCAUUCUUCUUCAUCCGAUCAACGACAACUUCACCACUAUGGAAUAGGAAACAGUGGAUGUUAUUUGAAAGAUGAUCUGCAUUCGGUAUCAAUUCGUCUUUUGAAUCCCACUCAUUCUGUAUCUAUAAAGAUGCUCGAUCGACCUGAUUUCCACCUGGCUAUGUCUGGUAAAACAUGGGCUAUCAUACGAGAAUAUUAUCCCUGGCUUAUACCAAAGCUUGUAGUCAAAGGUACCGUGUUUGCUCGUUUUCGUCCGGAACAAAAAGCUCAACUGAUUGAAUCACUUCAAUCAGUUGGUUAUUUUGUUUCAAUGUGUGGUGAUGGCGCUAACGAUUGUGGUGCAUUGAAAGUAGCACAUGCUGGAAUUGCAUUAAGCGAAGCUGAAGCUAGUGUUGCCAGUCCUUUCACGUCGAAGCAACAAAAUAUUACUUGUGUGCCCACACUUAUUCGUGAAGGUCGUUGCGCGUUGACUACCAGUUUUGGUGUAUUUAAAUUUAUGGUUGGUUAUUCAAUGAUUCAAUUUUUCUCUGUUAUACUUCUAUAUUAUGUUAGCAGUAAUAUUUCUGACCUGCAAUAUAUGUUUAUCGACUUCUUUGUCAUCACCACUUUGGGUAUCACGUUUGGUUAUACUUCGGCGUAUCCUCGUCUCUCGGUGGAACCUCCUGGGAUGCGACUAGUGUCAACUGUGACCUUGUUAUCAUUGGGUUUGCAGUUACUCACUUGUGGUCUUGUACAAUUUGCAGUCUUUGUGUUUACUCGACUACAACCAUGGUAUUUACCACUGUUUACUUAUCAUGAAGAUUAUGAAUUAAAAAAUUACGAAAAUACGGCCAUAUUCUCCGUAUCUGUCUAUCAAUAUAUUAUAUUGGCUGUUGUAUUCUCUAAAUCUGCACCAUAUCGUCGGUCAAUUUUUUCUAAUCAUUUAUUCGUUGUCAUCCUUAUUGCAUGUAUUGCCGGAUCACUAUACUUAACAUCUCAUCCAGCUCGUGUGGUUCGAAGAUUUUUCGAUGUAAGAUUUCGGUGAUCUUAUUUGAGGACGAAGCACUGUGUCACAGUUAUUCUUAUUAGGUCGCAGACUGAUUAUAUUGAUUUUCAUUGAUUAACAAUAUACUGGCCAUUCUAUUUUUUAAACUAUACGCAUUCUCCGCGAGACCUGGAGUGAGGAUCGUGGUUUAGAUUCCCGGAGUGUUUAUCGGUACGAACUUUUGAGAUGUCCUCUACGUGGCUGAAACGGCUAUCGAAUGCCUCCUGGUUUUCAGUGAUACUCCAACCAAAGUCGAUUUGUGACGAAUGCAAUAUGUAAAAGAAGUGGUUUUCUGCUUCAUUGUUUUCAUAUAUUUCUAGGUUACCACAGUUUUAUUUUGUUAUCCUUUUGUUUAUUGAUGCAAAGCUUAAUCCAUUUUCUAUGGAAUUUUGUCCUAACAAUUCUUAACCACAAUUAUUCCGUUUUUUCCCAAUGAGUGAAUGAAUGAUUGUCUGUUGGACAUAGCUGGCAAACAUUCUUCUGAUUGUUUAAUUUGAGCAAAAGUGUGUAUUUCUAACUGAUGUAUAGAGCUAGAGUUCCAUUGGCAUCAUCAUUAAUGGUGUUAUAUUGCGGAUGAAACUAACUACACCUUUUCCACCACUGACUUCCUAGUAUUUGUUGUGCAAAUGGUUUGAGUGUCAUUACUAGACAGGAGACUCUUCUGAAAGACAUUGCACAAAAGGGUUGGACAGUUUUCUGAAUAUUUGUUUACAUUUCUGAUAAAUUCUUUGGGUUGUAUGUGAUGGUUUUGUUCUUGUUAUUUUAUUUCCAGCUGUGUCGUUUUCCUUCAGUUUAUUUUGUAAUAAUUCUUCAUGGAAUAGUAUUGGGGAAUUUACUAUUUGGAUAUAUUUUGGAAUCGAUCGUUGAUGGUGUUUCGUUUCGACAACGAAUACGUCAUAUUCAACAUGCUUUAUUUCCCAGACAUGUUUCACGUAAAGACUAUGAACACAUUCGUGAUGAAAUAGAUAGAUUAGCUGGAGUGUGGCCACCAAUUAUACGAUCUGCUAGUGUACAAGCGUUACCAAGUGAGGUGUUCAAUGAAAGUUAUGUUGUUGGACAAAUUGCACAAACAUCAAGAAAACGCUAUAACUCAAGACUUUCAACUGACAGUGAAUCUGAUGAAGAUUGUAUUCCAGUUACUUCUGAGAAGAACGCUGUCCUGUGUAAUAGUUCACGCGAUAAUAAUAUUAUUCAUGAAGAAGUACAAUUACAUUACAAUGCUCAAUCUCCAUUUCAACCGUCUUGUGUUUUUGAUACUGUACCGAAAAGUGCUAUGGAAAAGUCAUUUAACAAGAAACGGACACGUUCUACUAGCAGCCAUAAUCGCCAUUCAUUUAACACUACGAGAAGCCUUGAAAGCAUAGGUAUCAAACGCAAUAUUUCUAAAGAAAACAUUCCUAGAGAAGAAACUCCUGUAGCGCAUCGAAAACUGGAGGCUGGAGUUAGGACUCCGACUCCACGAGCUGAACGUAUUCGAUCACAGAGUGGACCAAAACCACUUGGUGCAAAUCCCGUAGACCUUCAGUUAGACCCAUUCCAAUCAGCUGCUUACUACUGAUAGGAUAAGUUUGUCGGGGGUUUUACGUUGUUAGUCUUUCGAUGUAUAAUAUUUAUUGUUAUCAUCAGUAUGUGAUUUCAAAUCAAUGACUGUAUUUUCUACUAUAUCGCUUGCUUUUUUUCCCGUCCCUAAUUCCGAUGGUUCAUCUUCUUCCAACUUUUACGUUAAACUGUGAAAAAUUUUCUGUCAGGUCACGCUUUGUCUCUCUGUGUGUGUUAUAAUAGGAAGAAUUGUAACCAGAAACAUGUAAUUCAUCCAUCUCAAUUUUCAUCAAAUUAUUGACUAUCGUUUUACUUAAUAGAGCAGAACUAUCACGAUUUUACAGACAGAGAACAAAAGAUCUUUCAUCAUCGAUAAUUUUCUCGUUUACGAAUGUUGUUUUCAUUUUAUGUCUCGACUCAUGCGGUCUAUCAGUAAUCCCAUUAUUAUAUUCACUCACUCGAGUGAAAUUCUUGCUUGCAUAAAGUAACAUUCACAGAAAACAAACUGUCAAAUUGAGUAGACCGUACUAUCACAUAUUUUGUGAUUUAAGCCUCAAGUAGGUAAGAAUGAUCUCAUUUCUGUUUGACCCAUGAUUCCCAUGAGUUACAUUUAUGUACAUUUCGAGAGGGUUCAGGGAAUUCACAGUUUCCCCCUUACUAUGUGAUCUUGCAAAUUAUCUGUGUUUUAUGCUAUUUUAUGCUUUAUUUCGAUGCGUAUGUUACAUUCAGUUGUUAGAUUUUUUCUUUCGUUUUUCUCUUUGUCUAUAAAAUCAAAGUGAUAUUUUUGUUUGAGCACCAAUGUGAUGAUACAUUGUUCAUAAUCAUAAAAAUAUUUAAUUUGAUUGUUUUAGUAUAAUUAGUAGUGCUAUUAUUUUGCUAGGUGAUGAGUUGUAGAAUUUAGUAGUAUUUCUGAUUUGAAAGAAACAGAUAAUGAUGAACUGAGUGUGCCCCAAUUAAUUGUGCAUGCAACUCACACUUAUGUCCUUAACGAAACUUUCUUCACACCUGACCCCUACUGACUGCUUAGUCGUUUCAAAGGCAUUGUAUUUUCGCUGGACUUUUCGACCUUUUAAAUAAACCAAUCCACCAUCGAAAACUAAAUGUUGUGGUUUAGCC